AGAGCUCCUUGUGCGGCGCCAUUUUAAGCCUCUCGGUCUGUGGCAGCCGCGCUAGCCCGGCCCCGGGACCGAAGAGCGAGGGGGAGGCGGAGACGGAGCAAGGUUCGAGGAGCCGCUCCGGUCCCGUCGAGCAGCCAACGCAGGCCGAGGACGGUCCGACUCCCGCCGCGGGAGGAGCCUGUUCCCCUGAGGCCCCUCCCUGGACACACACACACCCUCCCAGGAUGGAUGGAUGGACACAGACCACCGCCACCCCCCACUCCUGAGAGUAAAAGCAGAAAGGAAACUGGAGGUCUCUGAAGUACACCAUACUACCAUUUUGAAAAUCUUGCGUGGACAAUGGCUACCCAAGCUGAUUUGAUGGAGCUGGACAUGGCCAUGGAGCCAGACAGAAAAGCAGCUGUUAGUCACUGGCAGCAGCAGUCUUACCUGGACUCUGGAAUCCACUCUGGUGCCACCACCACAGCGCCUUCUCUGAGCGGUAAAGGCAAUCCUGAGGAAGAGGAUGUGGAUACCACCCAAGUCCUCUAUGAGUGGGAACAGGGAUUUUCUCAGUCCUUCACUCAAGAACAAGUAGCUGAUAUCGAUGGACAGUAUGCAAUGACUCGAGCUCAGAGGGUGAGAGCUGCUAUGUUCCCUGAGACGCUAGAUGAGGGCAUGCAGAUCCCAUCUACACAGUUUGAUGCCGCUCAUCCCACUAAUGUCCAACGUCUGGCUGAACCAUCACAGAUGCUGAAACAUGCAGUUGUAAACUUAAUUAACUAUCAAGAUGAUGCAGAACUUGCCACACGUGCAAUCCCUGAACUGACAAAACUGCUGAAUGAUGAAGACCAGGUGGUGGUUAAUAAGGCUGCAGUUAUGGUCCAUCAGCUUUCUAAAAAGGAAGCUUCCAGACAUGCCAUCAUGCGCUCUCCUCAGAUGGUGUCUGCCAUUGUGCGCACCAUGCAGAACACAAACGACGUGGAAACAGCUCGCUGUACUGCUGGGACCUUGCACAACCUUUCCCACCAUCGUGAGGGCUUGCUGGCCAUCUUUAAGUCUGGGGGCAUUCCUGCCCUGGUGAAGAUGCUUGGUUCACCAGUGGAUUCUGUAUUGUUUUAUGCCAUUACAACUCUCCACAACCUUUUAUUGCAUCAGGAAGGAGCUAAAAUGGCAGUGCGUUUAGCUGGCGGGCUGCAGAAAAUGGUUGCCUUGCUCAACAAAACAAAUGUUAAAUUCUUGGCUAUUACAACAGAUUGUCUUCAGAUUUUAGCUUACGGCAAUCAAGAAAGCAAGCUGAUCAUUCUGGCUAGUGGUGGACCUCAAGCGCUAGUGAAUAUAAUGAGGACCUACACUUACGAGAAGCUCCUGUGGACCACAAGCAGAGUGCUGAAGGUGCUGUCUGUCUGCUCCAGUAACAAGCCAGCUAUUGUUGAAGCUGGUGGAAUGCAAGCUUUAGGACUUCACCUGACAGAUCCAAGUCAGCGCCUUGUUCAGAACUGCCUUUGGACUCUACGGAAUCUUUCAGAUGCUGCAACUAAACAGGAAGGGAUGGAAGGUCUUCUUGGGACUCUUGUUCAGCUUCUGGGCUCAGAUGAUAUCAAUGUGGUCACCUGUGCAGCUGGAAUUCUUUCUAAUCUCACUUGCAAUAAUUAUAAGAACAAGAUGAUGGUGUGCCAGGUGGGUGGCAUAGAGGCUCUUGUGCGCACAGUCCUUCGUGCUGGUGACAGGGAAGACAUCACUGAGCCUGCCAUCUGUGCUCUUCGUCAUCUGACCAGCCGACACCAGGAAGCUGAGAUGGCCCAGAACGCCGUUCGCCUUCACUACGGACUACCUGUGGUGGUUAAACUCCUACAUCCACCAUCCCACUGGCCUCUGAUCAAGGCUACUGUUGGAUUGAUUCGAAAUCUCGCCCUUUGUCCAGCAAAUCAUGCACCUUUGCGUGAGCAGGGUGCCAUUCCACGACUAGUUCAGUUGCUGGUUCGUGCACAUCAGGAUACCCAGCGCCGUACAUCUAUGGGUGGAACACAGCAGCAGUUUGUGGAGGGAGUCCGCAUGGAAGAAAUAGUUGAAGGUUGUACUGGAGCCCUUCACAUCCUAGCUCGGGAUGUUCACAACCGAAUUGUUAUCAGAGGACUAAAUACCAUUCCAUUGUUUGUGCAGCUGCUUUAUUCUCCUAUUGAAAAUAUCCAAAGAGUAGCUGCAGGGGUCCUCUGUGAACUUGCUCAGGACAAGGAAGCUGCAGAAGCUAUUGAAGCCGAGGGAGCCACAGCUCCUCUGACAGAAUUACUUCAUUCUAGGAAUGAGGGUGUGGCAACAUAUGCAGCUGCUGUUUUGUUCCGAAUGUCUGAGGACAAGCCCCAGGAUUAUAAGAAACGGCUUUCGGUUGAGCUGACCAGUUCUCUCUUCAGAACAGAGCCAAUGGCUUGGAAUGAGACUGCUGAUCUUGGACUUGAUAUUGGUGCCCAGGGAGAACCUCUUGGAUAUCGCCAGGAUGAUCCCAGCUAUCGUUCUUUUCACUCCGGUGGGUACGGCCAGGAUGCCUUGGGGAUGGACCCCAUGAUGGAGCAUGAGAUGGGCGGCCAUCACCCCGGUGCUGACUAUCCAGUUGACGGGCUGCCAGAUCUGGGGCAUGCCCAGGACCUCAUGGAUGGGCUGCCCCCGGGUGACAGCAAUCAGCUGGCCUGGUUUGAUACUGACCUGUAAAUCAUCCUUUAGGUAAGAAGUUAAACAAGCCAGUUUGGGUAAAAUACUUUUACUCUGCCUACAGAACUUCAGAAAGACUUGGUUGGUAGGGUGGGAGUGGUUUAGGCCUAUUUGUAAAUCUGCCACAAAAAAAAGAUACGUACUUUGAAAGAUGUCUUGGAACAUUUGAAUGUUCUCAGAUUUCUGGUUGUUAGGUGGUCAUGUGUGGAAGUUAUUAACUUUAAUGUUUUUUGCCACAGCUUUUGCAACUUAAUACUCAGAUGAGUAACAUUUGCUGUUUUAAACAUUAAUAGCAGCCUUUCUCUCUUCAUACAGCUGUGUUGUCUGAACUUGCAUUGUGGUUGGCCGGUAGAGUUGCUGAGAGGGCUCGAGGGGUGGGCUGGUACCUCAGAAAGUGCCUGACACACUAACCAAGCUGAGUUUCCUAUGGGAACAAUUGAAGUAAACUUUUUGUUCUGGUCCUUUUUGGUCGAGGAGUUACAAUACAAAUGGAUUUUGGGAGUGACUCAAGAAGUGAAGAAUGCACAAGAAUGGAUCACAAGAUGGAAUUUAUCAAACUCUAGCCUUGCUUGUUAAACUUUUUUUUUUUUUUUUAAUAUCUGUAAUGGUACUGACUUUGCUUGCUUUGAAGUAGCUUUUUUUUUUUUUUUUUUUUUUUUUUUGCAGUAACUGUUAGUUUUUUAAGUCUCUCGUAGUGUUAAGUUAUAGUGAAUACUGCUACAGCAAUUUCUAAUUUUUAAGAAUCGAGUAAUGGUGUAGAACACUAAUUCAUAAUCACUCUAAUUGUAAUCUGAUAAAGUGUAACAUUGUGUAGCCUUUUUGUAUAAAAUAGACAAAUAGAAAUGGUCCAAUUAGUUUCCUUUUUAAUAUGCUUAAAAUAAGCAGGUGGAUCUAUUUCACGUUUUUGAUCAAAAACUUUAUUUGGGAUAUGUAUGGGUAGGUAAGUCAGUAAGAGGUGUUAUUUGGAACCUUGUUUUGGACAGUUUACCAGUUGCCUUUUAUCCCAAAGUUGUUGUAACCUGCUGUGAUACAAUGCUUCAAGAGAAAAUGCGGUUAUAAAAAUGGUUCAGAAUUAAACUUUUAAUUCAUUC
Dama dama (fallow deer) is the source of this 3776-nucleotide messenger RNA. RefSeq names its product catenin beta 1 (gene CTNNB1). Gene Ontology annotation, cellular component: adherens junction; catenin complex. Gene Ontology annotation, biological process: cell adhesion; positive regulation of transcription by RNA polymerase II. The record is from RefSeq and is a predicted model, not a curated record. The transcript has 16 exons. The coding region runs from base 340 to 2685 and encodes 781 amino acids. Lineage: Eukaryota; Metazoa; Chordata; Mammalia; Artiodactyla; Cervidae. Gene Ontology annotation, molecular function: cadherin binding; protein phosphatase binding; alpha-catenin binding.